Molecule: messenger RNA, 1370 nt
Organism: Rhodotorula graminis WP1
Lineage: Eukaryota; Fungi; Basidiomycota; Microbotryomycetes; Sporidiobolales; Sporidiobolaceae
Exons: 6
Coding region: 1-1182 (393 amino acids)
Biological process (GO): peptidyl-L-cysteine S-palmitoylation; protein targeting to membrane
Cellular component (GO): Golgi apparatus; endoplasmic reticulum
Molecular function (GO): protein-cysteine S-palmitoyltransferase activity
Source: RefSeq, a predicted model, not a curated record
AUGCUCGCAACCGACAUCACGGACGUGCUUGGCACCGUGCAGGGCCCAAGUGCACCGCCGAGCGCCUUGCCCGUCUCGCGCUGGAAGCGGCCCAACGUGUGGCUCGGCAGGGCGAUCCCGCUCCUUCUGCUGGUCUUUGCGGUGCGCGGCUACUCACUCGUGCUCCUCGAAAUCAUUCCGCUCCUUUGGAGUCGGCGGCCGGCCGUCGCGGCGCUCUACUCGGCGGCAGUGCACCUUCUUCUCGUCAUGACGGGCAUCUCGUACUUCAUGGUCUACUUCCUGCCGAUCAAGCCGCCGUCGGUCAAGGAGCCGCCCCCUUCUGUCUUUGCGUGCGACGGGGCCGGCGAGCCCUUGCGCUGCUUCAGGGACGGCUGCGACGGCGCCUGGCAGUCGACCCGCACCCGACACUGCCGAGAUUGCGGCACCUGUCGGCCCAACUUCGACCAUCACUGCGCAUUCGUCGCCAACGACGUGUGCUGCUCGACCCUCAAGCCGUUCGCGUGCUUCCUCGCGUACGCCGCCGCCCUCCUCGUCAUCGCGCUCGUCCCGUUCGCGCCACUACAGUGGAAGGCAUGCCGGGAGGUCGUGAGCGAGACGUGGUGGAGCGACGAGAUGCGAGAGCGGUGGUGGAGCGGCUGGCGAGGCUGGGUCGGUGGGCCGGUGUAUCGCUACGCAGGCGCCCUCCUCCUCGGCUACCGCCAAUACCAACUCUCGGUCGACGACCGACCUCUCGUACUUCGCGACGGGACUCUGCGCGAGAUCGACUCGCGCGAGGCGGCGCUCUACCCGCACCUCGUCGUCCCGUCGCUCAGCAUGCUCUUCGUCACCUUCUUCGCGAGCUUCAUCUCGGUCAUCGCGCUCGUCAUGCUCUACGUCGUCGCGCGCAACGCUCGCCAAGGCCGCACCUCGGUCCAGGGCGAGCGCAUCAAGCUGCACCGCUCGACGACAUACGACGCUCGACUGCGCCUGUGGGUCCCGCUGCCCGAGGGCGGUGGAGCCGUCGUCCUCGUCGAGCCCGAUCACGACCUGUUCGACCUCGGCGCCGAGGAGAACUGGACGAGCCUCAUGGGUGACAGCUGGCUCGAGUGGGCGCAGCCGUGGAUCACGAGCCGGGUGUCUGACUUUGCAAUGAAUCGACAAGCGGUGCACGAGCUCGAGGCGCGGGCGAGAAAGGAGCUGUAGAACCGUGCGCCCUCUAGAUGCAGUGCAAGUCUACCGCGCCUCCUCCUCGUCUACGAGCUCGAGGUCCUUCGUGAGCAGGCAAUGCGGCGCGCCGUCCUCGAGAAACUGGCCCGGCUGCCGCUCGUAGCCCGACCUCGCGUAGAAGCCCUCGGCGUGCACCUGCGAGUGGACGAGGACGCGCACGCUCU